Molecule: messenger RNA, 2021 nt
Organism: Trichobilharzia regenti
Lineage: Eukaryota; Metazoa; Platyhelminthes; Trematoda; Strigeidida; Schistosomatidae
Source: the annotation of a GenBank genome assembly
GGUUAGCCUCGUAUUAUCGACGUUUUGUACUUAACUUCUCUUUCCUUGCAGCUCCUCUAUUCGAUAUUCUUAAGAAGAAAGACUUCAAUUGGACAGCAUCAGCUACGGAAGCCUUCGAAAGACUUAAAAACUGUUUAUGUAGCCCCCCUAUCCUAGCGUAUCCCAAUGUUUCUGACCAGGCAGGUCCAUUCAUCCUAGAUACAGAUGCUAGCGACUCCGGUAUCGGGGCAGUUUUGUCUCAAAAAGACGCAGAUGGAGUAGAAAAGGUGAUAGCCUAUGCAAGUCGAGCACUCAACAAGAGUGAGAAGAAUUACUGCACCACGCGGAAAGAAAUGCUGGCACUGGUCAAUUUUGUUAAACACUUUAGGGCAUAUCUCCUCGGUAGACAUUUCAUUGUACGCACUGAUCACAAAGCCCUUAGCUGGCUACAUAACUUCAAAGAAGCUGAGGGUCAGAUUGCCAGAUGGCAAGAACACCUACAAGAGUAUGACUUCGAAUGCAUGCAUAGACCGGGUAAGAAUCAUGGAAAUGCAGAUGCAUUGUCAAGAAAACCUCUUAGGUAUCACGGUGACUGCCCAUCAUGCACCGAAGCACAAGUUUCGCUGCUCCAACUAGAGGCUCAUACUUCAUAUAGUUGGCCUGAACUUCAGUCUUCAGACCCUGAACUGGCCUUGAUUUACGAACGUGUUCGAAAUGGAGGUGAACGACCGACAACCCAGGAAAUAAGUAAGCUUGGAUGGGAAACCCGGUGUUUAUGGUCUCUGUGGGAUAAUCUGAAAAUUGUCGAUAACAUCCUCUACUACCAACAUGGACCCACUUAUACUCGUCGCGUUGUGGCUCCACAGUCGGCACUACCCACAGUACUAUUGUCAUUACACCAGCAGUUAGGCCACGCGGGCUCAGGGAAAAUGAUUGAAGCGGCUAAAAGACGUUAUUGGUGGCCUCACCAGAGGAAAGACAUCAUAGAUUUCUGUGACUCCUGCGAGGUAUGCCAAACUAUUAAGGCUCCGCACAAAUAUAAUAAGGCACCCUUAGAACCCAUUAUAACUGGCCAUCCGAAUGACUUAGUACAAAUAGACUUGGUUGGACCUCUCCCAGUAACUUCCAGAAAUAAUAACUAUAUUUUAGUCAUGGUAGACCAUUUUACCAAAUGGUGCGAGGCUAUUGCGAUCCCACAGAUUGAUGCUGUAACCAUCGCAGAGUCAAUUUUUGACCACUGGGUCAGCCGUUGGGGGGCACCACUUCAACUACACUCAGAUCGAGGAUCCAACUUUGAAAGUAUCGUUGUCAGCGAACUCUGUCGUAUUAUGGGUAUCCGGAAGACACGCACUACCGCGUACCACCCACAGGGAAAUGGCUUAGUUGAACGCACCAAUCGGACACUUAAAUCUCUCUUGCAGGCAUUUGUAGAUCAAAACAACCCCAGGGAAUGGGACAGAUCACUCUCACAGUGCUUAAUGGCAUACAGAGCAAGCAUUCACAAAGCUACGCGUCAAACGCCUCAUUAUAUGGUCACUGGAAGAGAACUCCGGUUGCCAAUCGAUCUGACUUCAAACACACUAGGAGAAGAUACACUGAUUGCAUCCGAACACGUAAUCAGACUUCGACGAAACCUGAACAAGGUACACCAGAUGACUAGAGAUAUACUGCAAACAAACCAGAGGUACCAGAAAGAAUACUAUGAUAGGAAAGCACAUGGAUCACCAGUGGAGCCAGGAGACAAGGUGAUGUUACUUAAGGAGGCACCACCUAAAGGGAAAGCCCUUAAAUUCCAUAAACGCUGGGAAGGACCAUUCACUGUAGUAGAGGUAUUAAGUGACUGCACCUGUAGGAUUCAGGAACCAAAUAACUCUCAUAGUCUAGUCACACACUUCAAUAGACUAAAACCUUUUCGACAACAGGCCUUAGUUCAGACAAGUCCCGCUGGAACAGUCACCUAGCACUGCGGACAGUGCUCCUAUGGGGAGAGGGGGUAGUGUAAGACAUGGUAAGUUCGGCGGUUUUCUGAUGUUCAAACUAUG